AUGAGUGGUAAUAACAAUAAAACAAACACCAGAAGUUUAAGUAAUUGUCCGAUUGUUGGUGCACCCUCUGAACUGCCAACUACUAUUUUGCCGACUUUGCAAGACAUGUUGAAGUGUUAUUUGCUUAUUAGAGAUAAACUAAAGUUUGAGAGAUCAGGAAAAGAUCCUAGUAUUUUCGAAAUCGCUCAAAAACUAGCUGAGAGAGUCGAAAUCAUUUGGAGAAAGUCAUUUAUACCAACAGUUUCAAGAAAUCGUAUAGUAAAACUUAUUCAAGAUAAUCAUGUGAAAUAUUUACAUCUUAUUAGAUAUCCCCAACAAAAAAGGAAUAAAAAAUACGAACUUAAAGUACAGUCCUUUCGGGAGGAUGCCAAAAAGCUCUUUGAUAUUGCUGCAUGUAAAUGUAUGUCACAUGCUUUGUGCAAAUGCGAGAAACAACGAAAAGUACCAAUUCUAGAGCAUAAAUUCAUUCAAGACCAAAGAGCAACAAGAAAAAUGCGAAUCGGACCAGUAGACUUUACAGAAACAAAAAAAAAUACAACAACGGGAAAAAAGGAAGAGGAAAGAGUUAUCGAGACUUAUGAUUUCAGAUAG
Molecule: messenger RNA, 591 nt
Organism: Brassicogethes aeneus
Lineage: Eukaryota; Metazoa; Arthropoda; Insecta; Coleoptera; Nitidulidae
Source: the annotation of a GenBank genome assembly